Adineta ricciae is the source of this 1632-nucleotide messenger RNA. The record is from the annotation of a GenBank genome assembly. Lineage: Eukaryota; Metazoa; Rotifera; Eurotatoria; Adinetida; Adinetidae.
AUGAGUCGUCCUAACUUUCUGAUUAUCGUUGCAGAUGAUCUUGGUUACUCCGAUAUUUCACCGUUUGGCUCUGAAAUAUCUACACCUUACCUUGAAGAACUCGCUUCCAAUGGCGGAACUCUUUUGACCGACUUUCAUACUGCGUCAGCAUGCUCCCCUACACGUUCAAUGUUGUUGAGUGGUACUGAUCAUCAUUUGGUUGGCAUCGGACAAAUGAAUGAGGUUAUAUCGCUAUAUAAAGAACUCUGGGAUGGAAAACCAGGCUAUGAAGGGUAUUUAAACGAUCGAGUUGCUACACUGCCCAAGAUUCUUAAUGAUAUUGGUGGAUAUCGAACAAUAAUGACUGGAAAGUGGCAUUUAGGAUUAACGAAAGAGCGAUUCCCAUCGAAACGUGGUUUCGAAAAAAGUUUCGCAUUACUACCAGGUGCUGGUAACCAUUUUAACUACGAACCUGGUACAGUGGAAAAUCCAGUGCCGGCAUUCAUGCCUCCACUAUAUGCACGUGAUGAUGAAGUUUUUGACCAUGCUAAGCUACCUAAAGAUUACUAUUCAUCAGAUUAUUUCACAUCCGAACUAAUCAAAUUGCUCGACGAUGAUGACAAACGACCAUUUUUUGCUUAUCUUGCUUUUACUGCCCCACAUUGGCCUUUACAGGCACCGGAUGAAUUGAUUAAGAAAUAUAAAGGAAAAUACGAUGCAGGACCAUAUGCACUGCGUGCUGCUAGACUUGAAAGCCAGCGUCGCUCAGGCUUACUGUCUGCUGAUGUUGCUGCUGCACCAGGAUUAAUAGAUCAGAAAUUGUGGGACUCGAUGUCAGACGAGGAACGAGCAUUUUCUUCAAAAACAAUGGAAAUCUAUGCGGCAAUGGUUGAACGAAUAGACUAUAAUAUUGGUCGUGUAAUCGACUUUCUUCGCCGAAAAAAUCAGUUUGAUAAUACGUUUAUAUUUUUUACCUCCGACAAUGGAGCCGAAGGGGCCGUACUUGAGUCUAUUCCAUUGAAAUCAAUUGACAAAAGUAUCACGUAUUUUGAUAAUUCUUAUGAAAAUAUUGGUUCAUCGACAUCAUUCAUUUGGUACGGUCCACAGUGGGCGCAAGCCGCAACCGCACCAUGUCGUAUGACUAAAGGAUAUAUUACAGAAGGUGGAAUUCGAUGUCCAGCAAUUUUGCAUUUUGAACCAAUGACGAAGAGAAAAAUUACAAAUGAAUUUUGCACUGUGAUGGAUAUCCUACCUACUGUACUAGAAUUGGCCGGUGUAACUCAUCCAGGUCCUAUUUUUCACGAUCGAGAAAUUCUUUUACCCCGUGGAAAAUCUUGGGUUUCACAUUUUUACUUCAACCAUUCAAUCUACGAUGAACACCAAGAUUUUACUGGUUGGGAACUCUUUGGCCAGCGAGCAAUUCGUCGAGGAAACUAUAAAGCAGUUUACAUUCCUAAACAGCCAUAUCCUGAGGGAACAAAAUGGGAAUUGUAUGAUUUGACAAAAGACAAAGGUGAGUUAGAAAAUUUAGCAGAAGAAAAACCGGAGAUCUUGCAAAAGAUGAUCGAACUAUGGACGCAAUAUGAAAGUGAAACAGGCGUAAUUGUGGCAUCAGAUCCUUAUAAACUGGAUUAUUCUCGUGUUUUUUCCUAA